This is a messenger RNA of Vicugna pacos (alpaca), 3018 nucleotides long. RefSeq names its product glial fibrillary acidic protein (gene GFAP). The record is from RefSeq and is a predicted model, not a curated record. NCBI's taxonomy places the organism in Eukaryota, Metazoa, Chordata, Mammalia, Artiodactyla, Camelidae. Gene Ontology annotation, biological process: regulation of chaperone-mediated autophagy; intermediate filament organization. Gene Ontology annotation, cellular component: cytoplasm; intermediate filament; cell projection. Gene Ontology annotation, molecular function: structural constituent of cytoskeleton.
GCCGGCCCACUCCUCCAUAAAGCCUGCACAUCCCAGGAGCGGGCAGAGCCGGGCCACAAUGGAGAGGAGACGGGUCACCUCAUCUGCUCGCCGCUCCUAUGUCUCCUCCUCAGAGAUGGUAGUGGGGGGCCGCCGCCUGGGUCCUGGCACCCGCCUGUCCCUAGCUCGAAUGCCACCUCCACUGCCGGCCCGGGUGGACUUCUCCCUGGGCGGGGCACUCAACGCCGGCUUCAAGGAGACCCGGGCCAGCGAGCGAGCAGAAAUGAUGGAGCUCAAUGACCGCUUUGCCAGCUACAUUGAGAAGGUGCGCUUCCUGGAACAGCAGAACAAGGCGCUGGCUGCCGAGCUGAACCAGCUGCGGGCCAAGGAGCCCACCAAGCUGGCCGACGUCUACCAGGCAGAGCUGCGCGAGCUGCGGCUGCGGCUGGAUCAACUCACUGCCAACAGCGCCCGGCUCGAGGUGGAGAGGGACAAUCUGGCACAGGACCUGGGCACCCUGAGGCAGAAGCUCCAGGAUGAAACCAACCUGAGGCUGGAGGCCGAGAACAACCUGGCUGCCUAUCGACAGGAGGCAGAUGAAGCCACCCUAUCCCGUCUGGAUCUCGAGAGGAAGACUGAGUCUCUGGAGGAGGAAAUCCGGUUCUUGAGGAAGAUCCAUGAGGAGGAGGUGCGGGAGCUCCAGGAGCAGCUGGCUCAGCAGCAGGUUCAUGUGGAGAUGGAUGUGGCCAAGCCCGAUCUCACAGCAGCCCUGAGAGAGAUCCGCACGCAGUACGAGGCAGUGGCUUCCAGCAACAUGCAUGAGGCAGAGGAGUGGUACCGGUCCAAGUUUGCGGACCUGACUGACGCCGCUGCCCGCAACGCGGAGCUGCUCCGCCAGGCCAAGCACGAAGCCAACGACUAUCGGCGCCAGCUGCAGGCCUUGACCUGCGACCUGGAGUCCUUGCGCGGCACGAACGAGUCCCUGGAGAGGCAGAUGCGGGAGCAGGAGGAGCGUCACGUGCGAGAGGCGGUGAAUUACCAGGAGGCGCUGGCCCGGCUGGAGGAAGAGGGGCAGAGUCUCAAGGACGAGAUGGCCCGCCACCUGCAGGAGUACCAGGACCUGCUGAAUGUCAAACUGGCCCUGGACAUCGAGAUCGCCACCUACAGGAAGCUGCUGGAGGGCGAGGAGAACCGCAUCACCAUUCCUGUGCAGACCUUCUCCAACCUGCAGAUCCGAGGGGGCAAAAGCACCAAAGAAGGGGAAGGUCACAAGGUCACAAGACAUCUCAAAAGCCUCACAAUACAAGUUAUACCAAUACAGGCUCACCAGAUUGUAAACGGAGCCCCGCCGGCUCUCGAAACCAGCCUGGACACCAAGUCCGUGUCAGAAGGCCACCUCAAGAGGAACAUUGUGGUGAAGACCGUGGAGAUGAGGGAUGGAGAGGUCAUUAAGGAGUCCAAGCAGGAGCACAAGGACGUGAUGUGAGGCAGGACCCACCCGGUCACAGUAUGAGGAGCCUGCAGCAGGAGUCGGGGUAGUUGCCCCUCCUCUACUAGCUGUGUUCCCCAGGCUUGAGUUCCCCCCCCCGCAGCUGCUCCUCUUCCCCCUCCAUCUCUAUACCAGCUUGUUGCCCUAGGCUCCAUCAGCAUUAAGUCAGCCAGACAGCACCCAUCCCGUACCCAGCAAGUCCAACUAACAGGGCACUCACCCCGAAGGGGCGGCUGGGAGGGGCAUGGCCAGCAGCUUGGGUUAGAAUUGGGAGGGAAGAGAGAAGUUGGGGAGGGCAGGGAGAGCUAAUAAAUCACCCUCCAUCUCCCGGAUCCCUGUUGUCAUGGCAACUGUUGCCAGAGCCUGAGGUGUCUGGGGGUAUCUGGGAACUGGGCCUUUGAGUUUCCUCGGGCUGCUAGAGGAAAACCAAGACUCUGAGACAGGAAGGGGAAGUCCCCACGGCGGCCCUGGCCAGAGGCUUACUCUUCUAGACUAACCCUGACCAGUCUGCGGGUGGGUGGGGCUAUCCUGCCACCUGGAAUAGUCACCAGACAGAAUUCCUGGCCUGCCCAAAUCGAAGAGGAGCCUCCUGAGUGAUGGUUCAAGUGUCUCAGCCCCACUGAGCAGCCAUGUAGGCAGGCUGUGGGCCCAUGGGAGCUUGGUUCUCAGCACUUGGGCGAACUAUAGUGUAAGUGGUGAGGGAAGGGGUGCUGGGGAGGAGUAGAGGGGGGCCUGGCCCCUAGGUGUGGGUACAGAGAGGUCAAGCCCAGGAGGACUCCCCCCAUACAGGCUGGAGGUGGGGCAGGUAGAGAUGGUGGAGAAGGUAGUUGGGAUGAUGCUAGACAUCAGAGUGGGGGGCUGUGCGUGAGCAGUUACAUUUGGCCUCUGGAUCGUGGGAAUCAAGAAAGUGUCUCAUCCUCUUAAAGAUGCUAAAGCAGGAAAGGAAGAGGCUGCUGUCCACGGGGGCAAGGCCCACUUUGUCCCAGUUCUAAAGGCCCCUUCCUUGCUGUGUAAUCCCUGUCCACCCAGGCCUCUCAGCCCCUGCAGCUGCCGCCUCCCGACCCCAGCAAAUACUGCUGGCUGAGCCUCUGCUGCACACCUGACCCUCUCCUUUCCACAGUGCCUGCUGCUCUUCCCUAAGCCAAGGCCCCUGUGGGCCCCUCUUAGUCAAAUACCAAACACACUCCCAUGUUUUAGGUAGCAUCCUAUUUUAUAAUUGGAUGAGAGGCACAUGCAGAGUGAAGACACUGGUUUGUGUUCCUGCAGCCUGGAGGCAGGACAGUUUGGGGCAGGGCACUUGUUCUGCUGUCCACCGAAAGACUGGUGGGUGCGAGAUCAUUGGUGCCCACAAGUGGGGCUCAGAGGGCCCCCUAUAGGGUCCCCCUCUCCCCUUUGGGGCUAGAGGGAGGGAGAAGUAGGAGUCCCUCACUCUUUCCAAGACUGGGUGUCCUUCCCCCACUCCCUCCUGCCACCCACUCUGCUAAUCUUCAGGGCACUGCUGCUGCCUAUAGUCAGUCACUGACAUAAAUAAAGACAAUUGCUGUGGCCUU